CUCUUCGCUAACGUACAGCACGGAUUAUUGCUACAGUGCACGCUUCGACAGUUCUCAGCCCCUUCAUAGGUACCCAAGUGCUAUAGAUAUCGCUGGACGUCACCAUGGACGCCGCCGACCCUCACGUCAAUGGGACGACCACUCCCUCGACGCCCAAGCGUUCGGGCCUCGCUUUGACUGAGUACACCGCCAUGCCCACGCCCCCUUCCGAACGAGCAGACAUUCCUACCUACGACGUCCCUCGAGAUUUCCUCCUGCCCACAGGCUAUCCGGACUACUUGCGUCUGAUCCUCACUUCUCGAGUCUACGACGUGGUCAGCGAAAGCCCUCUGAGCCAUGCCGUCAACCUCUCCAACCGCCUCGAAUGCAAAGUCCUCCUGAAAAGAGAGGACCUGCUGCCAGUCUUCUCCUUUAAGCUGCGAGGCGCAUACAACAAAAUGGCCCACCUUCCACCCAAGAUCUCAUGGAAAGGCGUCAUUGCUUGCUCGGCAGGGAACCAUGCUCAAGGCGUAGCUUACUCUGCCAGACACCUGAAGAUCCCUGCAACCAUUGUCAUGCCACAGGGCACGCCGGCCAUUAAACAUAUGAACGUGAGCCGCAUGGGCGGGAACGUCGUGCUACAUGGUCCCGACUUUGACUCGGCAAAAGAGCACUGUCAUGCCCUGGAGAAACAGUACGGUUUGACCAAUAUUCCACCAUUUGAUGAUCCAUAUGUCAUUGCAGGACAAGGUACUAUAGGUAUGGAAUUGUUGAGGCAGACAUCAUUGCAAAAGCUCAAGGCUAUCUUCUGCUGCGUCGGCGGCGGCGGGUUGAUAGCGGGUAUUGGGGUGUAUGUGAAAAGAAUAGCCCCUCAGGUCAAGAUCAUUGGCGUGGAGGCCUCUGACGCCAACGCACUAGUCGAAUCUCUGAAGCAGGGCAAGCGAGUGUUGCUUCGAGAAGUCGGCCUCUUCGCCGACGGUGCCGCUGUGAAGACUGUCGGAGAAGAGACGUUUAGACUUUGUCAAGAAGUGGUGGACGAAGUUAUCGAGGUCAGCACCGAUGAGAUUUGUGCCGCUAUCAAGGACGUCUUUGAAGAUACAAGGUCGAUCCUGGAGCCAGCCGGAGCGCUGUCGCUAGCAGGCCUGAAGAAAUGGGUCGCCCAGAACCCAGACACAGAUACCAGCCGAGAAUUGGUCGCGGUUGCCAGCGGCGCCAACAUGAAUUUUGAUCGGCUAAGAUUUGUCGCCGAACGCGCGACUCUGGGUGAGCAGAAAGAGGCUCUCCUGACAGUCACUAUUCCAGAACGCCCAGGCUCAUUUGCCCAACUCGUUGAGGCCGUCCUCCCCCAAGCUGUCACAGAAUUUGGAUACAGAUAUUCAAACACCGAUGAAGCACACGUGAUGAUGGGCAUCACGGUCUCUUCAGCUGGUGCAAGGGCGCGAGAACUUGACUCACUCUUUUCGCGGCUUGGAGCUGAAGGUAUGACUGCAAAAGACCUGUCUGAGGAUGAACUUGCCAAGACUCAUAUUCGGUACCUUGUUGGUGGACGGUCCGGCGUCAAGGAUGAGAGGUUAUAUAUGUUUGAAUUCCCGGAGCGACCGGGAGCGCUAUUCAGGUUCCUGAGGACAAUGCGACCGGGUCAGAGCAUAACGCUCUUCCACUAUCGGAAUUAUGGCGGGGAUGUGGGCAGGAUACUUGCUGGGAUUCAGUGUCCCGAGCAUGAGAGGGAUCAGCUGGAGGAUUUCUUGAAGGAUAUUGGAUAUCCGUUCAAAGAGUGCACGGACAAUGCCACAUACAAAAUGUUCUUGCGAGACUAGGAUGGGAAACUGGUAGAUAUAUGAUAUGGUGAUUAGAUACGAGAUACCCUGGCAUGGCGUUGAGAGAAGACAAAAUGGGCUCUUCAAUUUGCACACUGUGAUCAGAUCAGGUGUAAAACCCAGCAAGACAUUUCACCUACGGA
This is a messenger RNA of Cladophialophora immunda, 1939 nucleotides long. Its product is annotated as threonine ammonia-lyase, biosynthetic. The record is from RefSeq and is a predicted model, not a curated record. The transcript has a single exon. Gene Ontology annotation, biological process: L-threonine catabolic process. Gene Ontology annotation, molecular function: pyridoxal phosphate binding; threonine deaminase activity. NCBI's taxonomy places the organism in Eukaryota, Fungi, Ascomycota, Eurotiomycetes, Chaetothyriales, Herpotrichiellaceae. The coding region runs from base 105 to 1796 and encodes 563 amino acids.